AUGGAUACAGAAGUAGUUAAGGCUUUUAAUGCAGAGUUAACGUCAGUCUACGAUUCGAAGCCUCCGUUAAGUAAGAAAAAAAUCCAAGAUAUCGCCAGAGCAGCUCUAAAAGCUAAGAGCUUCUACAAACAUGUCGUUUUCAGUGUGGAGAAAUUCCUUGCCAAGUGCAAAAUUGAGUACAAGAUACCAUGUCUAUAUGUCAUCGACAGUAUUAUUCGUACAUCGAAACAUCAGCUUAAAGAAAAGGAUGUCUUCGCGGCUCGAUUUCUGAAGAAUUUUUCGAAGACUUUAUCUGAUAUCCUCGCCUGUCCAGUUGCAGAUCAGCCUCGGGUCGUUCGAACGCUAAAUCUAUGGAGUGCUAAUGGCGUUUUCACUGAAGAACAAUUAGCCCCUUAUAAGCAGCAAUGCCGAGAUAUGGGCAUCGACACGGAUGUGGAGCGAGUCGAACGUUUGGUAAAAGGAGAAGAUGCCGAUAUGUCUCGAUACGGUGGAGCAUAUGGGCGGGCGAAAGAAAAGGAAAAGAAAAAGCAUCACCGACAUGCGGCCCCUCCGGAGUCGCCAUCAGUUAGUUCGCAGGGCAAUCACCAGGACAUGCCUUCACAGGACGUUUCAACUACACCGCCCAUGCCACCACCUGCACAUUUGGUAGCACCUGCAGCCGUACCAGCAGCAGCGUCAUCAGCAGAAGCUCCGAUGACUUCGCUUUUACCAGAAGCACCUGUAGCCCCCGUGGUAUCAGAAACGUCUGAGGAACCGACCACCGAACCUGAGCCAUCCACCGAUGCCAGAGAUCUCGACAAUGAGCCAUCAGAUGAAGUUCCACCCUGUGGAUUGAGUGAGCGGAAGCUCUUGGAUAUGAUGAUUGAUGCGAAUUUCGACUUCAGUGGGGCAUUCAAAAAUGAUAUUGUUCUCUUGAGGAAGGCUCAUGGGUUGAUCUGCCGUGCGUUGGAUGCGAGAAUACGAUCUGUUGGUGAUAAGCCCGAGAUCAAGGAUUUAUUGUCGAGUCAAUUCGACUAUAGCGAUGAAGAGGAUGAUGGAGAUGAGAGUAGAAAAGUGUCGAAAAGAUCCAAUGUUACAAAGGUUUUUCAAGAAGAUCUGCUGAGCAUAGCAAGGAACUUAAUCGAAGAUCCCAAUGUAAUCGCUGCAUUCAAGCGUAUGCAUGCAGAAAGAAUUGUUGCCCUUAACCAGGUAACGUCUAAUGGAAUUGCUGCCCAAGCACAGCGCACGUUGCCUUCACUUCCUGCUACAAUAGCUCCAAGUAUUUCUACAACUACAGCCCAGCAACUUCAAGGAAUUAGUCUUCCAAAAGGUCUCCCGCCCGGACUUUCAUUGCCUCAAGGCAUUCCCUUUAUGGACGUUAGCCUAUUCCAGGCUGGGUUACCUAACCUUGCUGGCUUACCAGGGCUACAGAGUUUGCCCGGUCUACAGGGUUUAGCUGGAAUUCCAUCGUUGAAUUUGGCUCAGUUGUCUGCUAUUAAUCAGGCAAAUGCAGCUCAACCAAAUCAAGCCUUGUUGAAUCUACUGGCUAAUAAUUCUUUAGCUUCAAAACUUGGCGCCCUGUCCAAUUUACAGUUCGCUCAUGCCCGCCCACCAGUUUCUUUGGCUGGAGGAUUCGAUCCAGCUCAGCUGGCUAAACAUCAGGAGAUACUCCAACAGCUGGCAGCAGGCGGUGGAAAUUCGGGCAUAACUGGUGUUCCUCCGCCAUCUACCCUUGGUUUACUUGGUGCUGCCCCAGGACAAUUGCUUGGACCGUUGCCAACAGCCCCAGUUGCAAUCAUGACUGAUGAUAGUGAGAGCGACAAAGACGGUCGUAGGAGGGAUCGAAAGCGAAGUCGUUCGAGAGACAGAGGCGAUCACAAGAAGCGAAGAAGCAGAUCAAGAGAACGCAAACCCGAAAAAGUGGACCGUGAGAGACGAAAGCUAGGGUUACCUGCAAUUCAGGAAGGUGUGACAACAAUCGCCUCGAAAACGCUGUGGUUCGGACGCUUACCACCAAACAUCAGUGAAAACGAUAUUAAGAUGGCAAUUGCUGAUGUGGGAGAAAUCAACAGUAUACAUAUCAUUGCAUCGAGAGCCUGUGCGUAUGCCACUAUGGCCUCAAGAAAAGCUGCUUUCGAAGUACUGCAACGGUUCGGAAAGGACCUGCAGAUUCAAAGAAGGAAUGUGAAAGUGGACUGGGCAAAAGGAACUGGCAUGAAAGAGAAUGAACUUGCAAAAUACUGGGAUGGAGAACGCGGCAUUUCAUUGAUUCCUUGGGAACAACUUCCAACGAAUAUGGAUCGGUUUUGUGAUGGUUCCUAUCUUGACGUGGAGUCGUUACCACCAGACAAAAGAAACUUGUAUACCGAGACCGGUAAGCUAGUGACCGCAUCGUCAGGGCAAACUGGCGCUGAAAAACCCACGCCAACGAAAUCGGAGGAUACACCGUCGCAUUCAUCCCCACCACCCACCUCAAUGCAUGCCUCACCGAUCAAGUCAUUGGUACCAGAUUCACCUGCUGUACUACAGCCUCCACCACAGGCCGUUCCACCACCUAGUGGUUUUCCUCCUUUUAUGGGCAUACCAUCGUCUGCUCCUGGAGCUAAUCCGUUCAUGGCACCACCGCCGCAGAUGGUCCCUCCACCGGGUUUCCCCAUGCGUCUGCCGAUGCCUCCAGGCAUGCCAGGUGGAAUGCCAACAGGAAUGCCCGGACAGGUGUUCGGCGGACCACCUGGCCAUCCCUUGAUGAUGCCACCACCAGGAUCGAUGCAACCUCAUUCGUCGAUGCCCCCACCUUCAUCAAUGCCGUCGUCGGUGCCUCCACCGGCGUCAAUGCCGCCACCGAUUCCAGGAGUUUCAGGAAUGCCACCUGGACCUGUCCCGAUGAGACCACCUCCUCAUAUGCCUGGAGCUCCAGGUGGCCCUCCUGGACCGCAGAUGCCGCCAGGCCCGGUUGGUCCUCCCAAUUUCAACGCUCCAAUUAGAGGAGGAUUCGGUCCAGGAAUCAGAGGUUAG
Molecule: messenger RNA, 2994 nt
Organism: Cooperia oncophora
Lineage: Eukaryota; Metazoa; Nematoda; Chromadorea; Rhabditida; Trichostrongylidae
Source: the annotation of a GenBank genome assembly